GAAGGUUUUGCAAUUGUUGUGCAACUACAAAGAUAGCUCGGGACGGUACUCGAAAAGAAGAAAGAUUUUCAGGAUAAGGCCAUUUUUAUCAAUUGAUUGUCAUCAAGAUGGGGGUCCCCAAGUUCUAUCGGUGGCAGAGUGAACGUUAUCCAUGUCUAAGUGAAGUGGUUAAAGAGAACCAGAUUCCUGAAUUUGACAAUCUGUACUUGGAUAUGAAUGGCAUUAUUCACACGUGUACCCAUCCUAAUGAUGAUGAUGUACACUUUCGCAUGACUGAAGAGGCCAUGUUCAAGUCCAUCUUUCAUUACAUAGAGGUUCUAUUCCGCAUCAUCAAACCGCGCAAGGUGUUCUUCAUGGCCGUGGACGGUGUAGCACCCAGAGCUAAGAUGAACCAACAGAGAGGCAGAAGAUUCAGGUCUGCUCACGAGGCAGAGGAGAGAGAGAAGGAGGCUGUGAGGAAGGGCGAGAAGCUUCCAGAGGAGAAGCGAUUUGAUUCCAAUUGCAUCACACCGGGUACUGAUUUCAUGGUCCGACUUCAGAGACAACUAAAGUACUUUGUCAACAUGAAGAUCACCCAGGAUUCAAAGUGGCAAGGCAUACGCAUCUUUCUCUCGGGGCAUGAGACCCCUGGGGAAGGCGAACACAAGAUCAUGGAUUUCAUCCGUGCCGAGAAGGCCAGGAAAGGCUACGACCCCAACACCAGGCACUGCUUGUAUGGACUGGAUGCCGAUCUGAUAAUGCUUGGACUGAUAUCCCACGAACCACACUUCUCACUUCUCCGAGAGGAAGUACGAUUUGGUAAACAAGCGAAGAGACCGACGACGGUGGAGGAAACAACUUUUCAUCUUCUCCACCUCUCCCUAUUCCGAGAAUAUCUUGCUCUUGAGUUCAGUGCUAUCAAGGAUAAGAUUGACUGGUUUGAUACAGAGUGCGUUAUUGAUGACUGGGUUCUACUGGGAUUUCUCGUUGGCAAUGAUUUUGUACCUCAUCUACCUGAUUUGCAUAUAUCCCAUAGUGCAUUACCGCUACUCUACAAGACGUACAUAGAAAUUUUGCCAACGUUAGAUGGCUACAUCAACGAGGGCGGUCAUUUGAACUUGGCAAGAUUUGAAAAAUUUAUGAAGGAGUUGUCAAAGUUUGACUAUGAGAAGUUUGAUAGCCAGGCUAUCGAUCUGAGUUUCCUUGAGGGUAAACAGGACGAGAAUGCUUGGAAGAGUAAGAGAGUCGAGAUGAAAAAAGCCAUCAGAGAGAGACUGCAAGAAGAGAUGCCUGGUUUCAUGGACAUGGGAUGGAUAGAGAACAAAGAUAUAGACGAACUUUCAGAAGAAGAGGAGGAGGAAGAAGACAUGGAUCCCAUUGAAAUGGAGUUCAGAAUGAGGAAAAAGGACUACUAUGACAAUAAGAUGGGAUUCAAAAAUAUAACCAAAGAGCAACGUGCCAAGAUUGUGAGUGAUUACAUCCAUGCUAUUCAGUGGAUCUUACAUUAUUACUACAAUGGUAUUCAAUCGUGGAGCUGGUACUACCCUCAUCAUUAUUCACCUUACAUGUCCGAUCUGAAGGACUUUGCUGACCUCCCUUUGACCUUUGACAAAGGUCAACCAUUCUUGCCAUUUGAGCAGCUGUUGGCCGUCUUACCUCCGGCCAGUAGAGAUCAUCUACCUCAAGCGUACUGGCCACUGAUGUUGAAUGAGAAUUCUCCCAUUAUUGAGUACUAUCCGGUAGAGUUUGAACAGGAUCUCAAUGGUAAACUCCAAGCGUGGGAAGCUGUGGUGCUUAUCCCAUUCAUUGACGAGAAUCGAUUGUGGGCAGGGAUGAAGAUGUACGAAGAUAAGCUGACCGAUGACGAGAGGAAGAGAAACUGCCACAGCGAGCAUCUUCUCUAUACCACAGACCUUACCAAGCCACACACCUACGUAUCAUCAUUACAGGGAAAGUUCCCUGAUAUAGUCAACUGUGUUGCACAAUGUGAGCUGAUAAGGAAAGAUGCCUUUCAGAUAGAGAUAAGCAGGCUCAAAAAAGGCUUGUUAGAAGAUGUCAGGCUCGGAGUUUACUUCCCUGGCUUCCCAACGCUCUAUCAUCUUGACUUUGAGCAUAAAGUGCGUAAUGCUGAUGUGAAGGUCUUUCAACAGCUUAGCCGAGGAGAGAACUGCAUUCUGAGCGUCAAUGCAAAAGACCCUGAUCCAGAUGCUAGAAGGCUUGCUAAAGAACUACUCGGAGAAACUGUGUUUGCCGAAUGGCCUCAUCUGAAGGAAGUCAAGGUAGUUGCCGUGUCAGAUGGGGUGUUUAGGUAUGAGUUGGUAGAUGAUUCUCGUGCAGGCUCUAUGCAGGAGAUCAAACUCAAACCACAAGAUGCUGAAAAGUGGAAGAGGGAUGCUAAGACGAUAGGGGAAGAGUACUUCAGGAGAAAGGGUGUCAACAUUAGGGAGACCACAGUAAUUCUCUACGCAUGUCCGAUGCUUGGCAGAAGGUAUGUUUGUGGCGUUGGUGGGAAUAUCACAGUCGAGAAGCAGUGGACCCUGGCUCCUAUUCCCUAUGCUUAUCAAGUCACUCUGAAGGACAUUGCUGUCCACGAUCCCAGCUUCCACCAGUUCAAGACCUUGUCAGAGCUCUACCCUGUCGAUGCACCAUGUUUCAUGCUAGGGAACCCUCACUAUGGCUGCCAAGGACAGGUUCAAGAAACAAAUCAGGAACGAGUGCAGGUUUUGUUUACAAUUCCCACUGAACCAAACCUGGAUUACAUCAAAGCAUCGCAAAAUUCCCACUCAGUGCAAUACCUGGAGAGUUACGUGGUAGCUCAGCGCUUAGGCAUCUCAUCAAUGCAAGUAUCUAGACUGACUGGAUCCGUGUUUGUGACAAGAGGACCUCGACCAUCGAGGUGUGACGAAGGCUUCCGAGGAUCUAGUGUCAACGUCGGCCUCAACCUCAAGUUCAACAAGUCCGAGCAGGAGGUUCCGGGUUUCACAAGACGCAACAACGAAGGCAAAUGGAUCUACUCCAUUCAGCUCAUGGAGAUACUCGAUGCCUAUCUUACAGAGUUUCCAGCUGUGAUCCAGCACUUGAGAGGCAAGGGAUUCAACGAUUCGCUGUUCGAGGACGAGAUGUUUGCCGGGGUUGUCUACGGUCUGGAGGAGGUGAAGUCGUGGAUCGACAAGCAAGAGUCCACCAAAGCACCCAAGAGCAAGAUAGGGUCCAAGGAUCUGGAGGCACCGGUCAUCAAACUCAUCGAGGAAGAGAUUGAGAAGAUCAAGGAAUCGCCAAGUAAAAAGAAAGUGAAACUCUCCGUCAGACCCCAUCUCCUGUACAGGCCUAUGGAAGGCCAAGGGAAUCUGAUUGCCGAUCCCGAUGCAACCUAUCAGCUCUUUGAUAGAGUCAUCAACGUCCGAGAGGGGUUCACUGUACCCCUAGGGCUCAGAGGGGUCGUUACUGCUAUUCAUACAGGGAAUACUGUCCUGGACACCACAUAUGAUAUUGUCUUUGAUGAGGAGUUUCCUGGUGCCUUGGAGCUACGGUGUACCGGGAAGCGAGGUUACCGUCUCAACGCCUCUGCUCUCAUCAACAUCAGCUACGGUCAGUCCAAGGUCAAAGGUCACCAGGGGCAUGAGAAGACGAUGGCUGUCGUGAAACCUCAGGUGAAGAAAGUGAGUGACCCAGGACAUACUCAAAGCCAGGAGUACUACAGGAAUCGUAUGGCCCAGCUAGGAUCAGCAGAGGCAGCAGGAAGCCCGAGGUCAUCGCAGCCCAGUGGCAUGGGCAAGCGGCAGAACCAGCCGGUCCAGCAAGAAUCAUUCCCUAGCCAGGUGUAUUCAAGGACGAAAGUAAGAGAAGAUGUAGGAGGAUCACCCAUCUCAUAUGCCAAAGCCACUACCAACUCCUCUCAGGCCAAAGCCACCGUUCCUCCAGUAAGACAGUCAUCCUCUGCCCAGCAACCCAAGAUGGGAAUGCAAGGCUUGGGGAAGAUCCCAGGAGGUAAAACCGAUGCGAAGGGUGAGAGGUACCAGAAAGGCCACAGAGGAUCUCCCGUUUCUGAGAAGAAGGUCACCAUCCUGAAGCGGAAUCAAGAUCUCGGUGAAGUGCAGGAUGUUGCAAAGGCUGCAGGAGGAUGCAAUGAUGACACCAAUCAAAGAAGAGGUGGACAGGGUGAGAGAUUACAGAAAGACGAUAGAACGGAGAGUGUUCCGCCGGUGGUGAAGAAGAUGGUGGAAGCAGAUCAGCCACCGAAGCACCAAGGUUCACCUUCGGCUCGAUUACCACGCCUUACCAAGGACAAGGUACCGGUGGAAGCGGAAGACGUGGACGAACUCUCUUCAAUCUGGCAGAAGCUGAUGCAGGUACAGGAUAGUCCUGCGAGGGUCAAGGAUGAGGAUGGGGACGGACAGAGGACACGGAAGACGACGAGCACAACGGAAGAGGAUGAGGAGGGUCCAGAGGAUGAGGAAUAUGUAACAAGCAUCGGGUCUCAAGAUGAAGAUGAGGAUGGUGAGGAAGAAGAUGAUGUGGAGAGGAUGACACCAAACACAUAUCGAAAGUCUCAAACAGAGCAGUUGUGUCGCCUUCUCAACAUCAGUUCAGGGAAUCCUACUGAGGAACCAGCAGAGAAAACCAAUCAAACCGCUGGUCAGGAAUCUAGUACCUCAUCGAGAGUAGGGUAUACUAAGCAAGUUUCUGUGGCAGAACUUUUCGAAUCAGCCAAGAACACCAGUGCACCCCCUCGCAGCCCCAUCAGCCUGCCCCAGGGCGGGCCGGUAGUGCAUUCCAAACCCAUGGGACAGGUAGCACCCCACCCUCAGAGUGGCCCUCUGAUGGGACCCCACCCCACGGGGGACAAGGAGACCUUCCAGAAGCCACCCAUGUCCAAGCAGCCGUUCAUGGUACAAGUACCUACUCCGAUUGGACAGCCGGUGUUCCAGCAGCAGCCGCCACCACCGGGCAUGAUGAAGCAACCCUUUAUGGCAUCGUCCCCGUCCAAACCGGAGCAGAUGGAUCAAGGAAGCAUCAUGAUGCAUGGCACCGGUAGCCCAAUGCCACCGCCACCUCACCGUAUGCAGAUGUCACCUCAGAAACCAUUCAUGACACCACAGAUGAUGCCUGGUGCACCGGUUGGAUACCACCAACCACCACCACCGAUGCAUGGACCACAGUACACACCACCAGAAUACCACCAGAGAGGCCCCCACCACCGUGGCCCCGCACCGCCCAGGAUGCCCCCUGGUCCACCGUUCAUGCAACCGCAGGGGCAGGACUAUUACCAGGGACCGCCGCUGAUGGCUAUACCGCCGGCAACCGAGAUGUUGAAAGGCUGGUGCAUGGCGCAGAAACUCCCUCCACCGAAGUUUGCCUUUCACAAGCUUCCACAGGGCAUGGUGAAAGCUGUAUGUACUCUAGGAACCGGUAUCAGUUACGAUGGUCCACCUUGCACAACUGAGUCUAUGGCUAUAGAUAGAGCUGCAGGGGUAGCCCUCCAUAAACUGCGGAUAGCUCCUGUUCAUCAGUUCAGGGCACCAUUACACCAGCCUCCCAGCAUGAUGCACCCUCCAAACAUGAAACCGAAUUACAGGCCAAAAGGAAUGCCACAAGGUUAUCCGCAAGGAACUAUGGCCCCUGCCAUGAUGUAUCCACCUCAGCACCAAGAACCUCCAGUACCAGGAAUCUUUGUUCCUCUUCAGGUAACCAAGCAGCUGGCAACAUCCGUGUCAAAACCCAGUGUCCCCGAUGGUACCCAACCAGGAACUGCCCCUCAAGUUUCAGUCCCUGUCCCUGGCAUGGAACAUCCAAGGACUUACCCCAGUCAUCCCCAUCCUCCACACCCAUCAGGUGUCCCCAAAGAAGCACAUCUGCAAUCCGAUCCAACAGUUCCUGUGUCAGUCCAAGGAAUCCCGGUCCAGGCCCAGACAAGAACGGAACCGAGUCAGUCCCACUAUCCACCACCUCACGAGCUCAAACAAGCCUUAGACACUGCGUCGGGAAGCAGCAGGCUGCCAGAUGUCACACAAACGAAUGGACAAGGUACCCUGGGGGACCAAACGCAUCUCCAGCCAGAAAGCACCACACCCGUUACUGUAGGUGGGACUGAAGAGACUGGGCAGAGCCCAGCUUCUAAGGUCGGGGCACCAUCGAGACCCAAGAGGAGCAGAGCUAAAUUGGCAAUAAGCUUCUCAGCUGGAAAAUGAUUUUAAUUUCAUAAAGUACAAUGACUGGUUGAUCAAUAAAUGUAGUUGUUGUGGAAGAUUCACUUUUUAAUUCUGUCACCGCUGAUUAUUUAUUGCGAAUUCAUGCAAAUUUACACUAAGUCAAGUCAGGUAUGAAAAAAAGGAGUAGGAGAAGACGGUGUUUCAUAAAGUUUUUAGUGAGACAAGCAUGACUUUGCGAACAACUGGAACAAGAUCAUGUUUGCUUACCAGUAAUCAGAUUCUCAUCAAUGUUGAAACACAUGUAUGAUCUUUGUAGAUUAUAAAUUUGUGUAGAUAACGAGCAUUUGAAGCGAGACUUUAUUUAUCAGAAUCUGAUACAGUUCACAGGAAAUACAGUCCCCUUUAAAAGAAACACCUCGGAAUUUUAGUGUGUAUCGUUUACCCCAAGCACAAGUCUUGCAUAAAGUCAUGUGUGAUUUAAAAAAAAAAUUGUUUUAUGAAACACAUCCCUGUAUUGCCUCAAUGACAUUUUGAGUGAAGGUACUGUGUCUUUUAGCAGACAAAUUCUUAUGAUUUAUUCUCCUACUACUUUUUUUUCUUAAAUCAAAACUUGCUAAUAUACAAUUAAUCAAUUAAAUUAAUUCAAACAAUCGUCUACUUGAUUAACUUCUGUCAUCAGGGCUAUGUAAGACAAAGGAGAGCGAUUAAUCAUACAUAUGAAUUUCAUGUUCACUUGAAAGAAAUUAGCAAUGUAUUCAUUCAUAAAAUCAGUUCUACAAUCAAUCUUUAUGUUGUGAGUUUCCAGAGCCCGGCAUUACAAAGAGUUGCGAUCGAUCAGUCUUAUCUAUGGAAAUCUAGCAGUGUCAUAAUUUCUCAUUUAGCAAAUCCACACAUUGAGUGAUUUCAAGUUCAGCGUUCACCUUUUGAUGUUGGCGUUAGAUCAAUUUUCACUCGAGUACAUGUAUAACACCAAACAUUAAAUGAAGAUGGUCCUGAAACAUCACUCACUAGUUGUUGAGAUGUCAAUAAUGUGAUCUGGAUCAGUAUUGCAAACUCUGAAUGAGUAUUGGAGCUGGGGGAAGCAAUCCAAUUUGUGCUUCCGGCACCAAUGCCAACACCAGAAUUGAAAUCACCCAAUAA
This is a messenger RNA of Lytechinus variegatus (green sea urchin), 7268 nucleotides long. RefSeq names its product 5'-3' exoribonuclease 1-like. Gene Ontology annotation, biological process: nuclear-transcribed mRNA catabolic process; rRNA catabolic process. The transcript has 38 exons. Gene Ontology annotation, molecular function: RNA binding; 5'-3' RNA exonuclease activity. Lineage: Eukaryota; Metazoa; Echinodermata; Echinoidea; Temnopleuroida; Toxopneustidae. The record is from RefSeq and is a predicted model, not a curated record. Bases 108 to 6167 code for a protein of 2019 amino acids. Gene Ontology annotation, cellular component: nucleus.